AUGGCACCCAUCCAAUUCGGCGUUAUCAUGAUACCCUUUCAGCUCACAGAUGUUGCCGGGCCCGUGGAUAUUUUAUCCAGUACCUCCAUUCCUUACCUGGAGGAGUUUGGCCGCCCAGACCUAGCCCAGCGUGGCAUUGAUAUCGAAUUUCACUAUGUCGGCGAUGAACCUGUUACCCAUGCCGCAGGUUUCAAAUCUCAACCUACAGUCGCCAUGGCCGACUGUCCAAAGCUUGACUAUCUCCUCAUCGGUGGACCUUCGCCAAAAUACAUCGAAGAGAUCCCGCCCGCCAUUGCAAACUUUGUGCGCGAGCGGACUGCCGAAGUCAAGAACGUCUUCACCACCUGUACCGGUGGAAUGUUUGCGUCUGCAUUGGGUCUCCUCGACGGCCUAGAUGCCACGACCAACCACGAAGCCAUUGCACUUGCAAGGGACCUUGCCCCCAAUGUCAAGUGGACAACAGAGAAAAACUGGGUCGUUGACGGCAAAUUUUGGACUGCGGGCGGCGCAUGCGCUGGCAUGGAUAUGAUGGCUCACUGGGUUGUGGAAAAUUACGACCAAGACGUGGCCAAGGCCGGGUUUGCAGCUCUUGCUUAUGAGCCGCGUGGCGUGAAAGGCAAACAUGUCCCGCUGAGCGAGAUCUAG
Molecule: messenger RNA, 645 nt
Organism: Penicillium salamii
Lineage: Eukaryota; Fungi; Ascomycota; Eurotiomycetes; Eurotiales; Aspergillaceae
Source: the annotation of a GenBank genome assembly